This is a messenger RNA of Saimiri boliviensis boliviensis (Bolivian squirrel monkey), 1229 nucleotides long. RefSeq names its product mitochondrial ribosomal protein L44 (gene MRPL44). NCBI's taxonomy places the organism in Eukaryota, Metazoa, Chordata, Mammalia, Primates, Cebidae. Gene Ontology annotation, molecular function: ribonuclease III activity; double-stranded RNA binding. Gene Ontology annotation, biological process: mitochondrial translational elongation; RNA processing. Gene Ontology annotation, cellular component: microprocessor complex; mitochondrial large ribosomal subunit; nucleus. The record is from RefSeq and is a predicted model, not a curated record.
UACCCAGUUCCGGGGGAAGUGUGUUACGGCGACACUUCGCCGACUACUUUCGUUUCGUCCUCUGUCGCUUUCCGCCUUGCAAUGGCGUCAGGGCUGGUAAGACUGCUCCAGCAGGGGCCUCGCUCCCUCCUGGCUCCAGCCGCCCCCAAGCUGGUCCCUCCGGUUCGGGGAGUGAAGAAGGGAUUCCGCGCCGCCUUCCGCUUCCAGAAGGAGUUAGAGCGGCGGCGCCUGCUGCGGUGCCCGCCGCCGCCCGUGCGCCGUUCAGAGAAGCCCAACUGGGAUUACCAUGCAGAAAUACAAGCUUUUGGACAUCGGUUACAUGAAAACUUUUCCUUAGAUCUUCUCAAAACUGCAUUUAUUAAUAGCUGCUAUAUUAGAAGUGAGGAGGCCAAACGCCAAAAGCUAGGAAUAGAGAAAGAAGCUGUUCUUCUGAAUCUUAAAAGUAAUCAAGAACUAUCUGAACAAGGGACAUCUUUUUCAAAGACUUGCCUCACACAAUUUCUUGAAGACGAGUUCCCAGACUUGCCCACAGAAGGCAUCAGAAGUCUUGUUGACUUUCUCACUGGUGAGGAAGUCGUGUGUCACGUGGCUAGAAACCUGGCUGUGGAGCAGUUAACACUGAGUGAGGAAUUCCCAGUGCCCCCGACUGUAUUACAGCAAACUUUCUUUGCAGUUAUUGGAGCCCUGCUACAGAGCAGUGGACCCGAGAGGACUGCACUUUUCAUCAGGGACUUCUUAAUUACUCAAAUGACUGGAAAAGAGCUCUUUGAGAUGUGGAAGAUAGUAAAUCCUAUGGGGCUAUUGGUAGAAGAACUGAAGAAAAGGAAUAUUUCACUUCCUGAAUCAAGACUUACUAGACAGUCUGGUGGCACCACAGCUUUGCCUUUGUAUUUUGUUGGCUUAUACUGUGAUAAAAAGUUGCUUGCAGAAGGACCUGGGGAAACAGUGUUGGUUGCAGAAGAAGAGGCUGCUCGAGUGGCCCUUAGGAAACUUUAUGGAUUCGCAGAGAACAGGCGGCCUUGGAACUAUUCCAAGCCCAGAGAAACGUUGAGAGCACAAAAGACCAUCACUGCCAGCUAGCCAGCCAUGAUGUGGAGCCUGAAAUGUGAGAGCAAAAGACAGAUAAAUGUCAAAGGUGUUUCAAGCUAGAUAUUUUCAAAAUUGCAAAGAAAUAGGUGUUUUUUGUUUUUUACUGUGUUUCUAAAAUUAAAUAAAUGUUAACUAAGUCA